AGAUCCAUGGGGGCAGAAAGGGCAACAACGGACUUUAAAAUUUCUAGGGCUUAGAGGUUGCUGGCAUUAGCCUCCCUCUUCUAUAUAUCCUUAGAUCUGCAUUCUAAGGGUUAGGGGCGUGCUCGUUUCACUGGAACACACAAGUUCUCAAAACCCUCAUUCAAAAUGCCCAAGCAAAUUCAUGAGAUUAAGGAUUUCCUUCUCACUGCAAGAAGGAAAGAUGCACGCUCUGUGAAGAUCAAGAGGAGCAGGGAUGUGGUCAAGUUCAAGGUCCGCUGCUCCAAGUACCUCUACACCCUUUGUGUAUUUGACACUGAGAAGGCUGACAAGUUGAAGCAGUCUCUUCCUCCAGGUUUGAGCGUGCAAGAUCUGUAAAAGCUGGUGGUUGGCCUGUGGCUGUCAAUUAGUUUUCUAGGAGAUGAACCAGAAUUUCUCUUUUGUCACAUUCAAUUUUUGUGAUUGAAAUACUUGUGGAUUUUGGCUUGCUAUUUGAUCAUAUUGCGUAGUUUGUUGUAUAAGACUUGGAUUAUUCUGUUGAGAAAUUUACUAUGAGUUUUGAGUUUUGAUUGA
Messenger RNA from Hevea brasiliensis (rubber tree), 570 nucleotides. RefSeq names its product 60S ribosomal protein L38. The transcript is spliced from 3 exons. NCBI's taxonomy places the organism in Eukaryota, Viridiplantae, Streptophyta, Magnoliopsida, Malpighiales, Euphorbiaceae. Gene Ontology annotation, cellular component: cytosolic large ribosomal subunit; ribosome. The coding region runs from base 166 to 375 and encodes 69 amino acids. The record is from RefSeq and is a predicted model, not a curated record. Gene Ontology annotation, biological process: translation; protein-RNA complex assembly. Gene Ontology annotation, molecular function: structural constituent of ribosome.